Messenger RNA from Paramormyrops kingsleyae, 1796 nucleotides. RefSeq names its product potassium channel, subfamily K, member 15 (gene kcnk15). The record is from RefSeq and is a predicted model, not a curated record. Gene Ontology annotation, cellular component: plasma membrane. NCBI's taxonomy places the organism in Eukaryota, Metazoa, Chordata, Actinopteri, Osteoglossiformes, Mormyridae. Gene Ontology annotation, molecular function: outward rectifier potassium channel activity; potassium ion leak channel activity. Gene Ontology annotation, biological process: stabilization of membrane potential; potassium ion transmembrane transport.
UGCUGCGAUGAAGAAGCAGAACGUCCGCACCGUCUCUCUGAUCCUCUGCAUGUUCUCCUACCUUCUGGUGGGCGCCGCUGUCUUUGAUGCGCUGGAAUCCGAUUCCGAGAGCUCCAUGAAAAAAAUCCUGGAACAGAAGCGCAACGAGAUGAGGAAGAAAUAUCGCUUUUCUGAAGUCGACUAUAAAGAGAUAGAGCGGGUAGUCCUGCAAGCGGAACCACAUCGGGCCGGCAGGCAGUGGAAAUUCGCGGGAUCGUUUUAUUUUGCUAUAACCGUCAUUACCACAAUAGGUUAUGGACAUUCGGCUCCUGGUACGGAUGCAGGAAAAUUGUUCUGUAUGUUCUAUGCAGUUCUAGGCAUCCCUUUGACACUUGUGAUGUUCCAAAGUCUUGGUGAGAGAAUGAACACCUUCGUACGUUUCCUGCUAAAGAAAGUUAAGGAGUGCCUGCACAUGAGAAAGACUGAGGUCUCCAUGGAAAACAUGGUCUUGGUGGGCUUCUUGUCCUGCAUUGGAACCUUGUGCAUUGGAGCUGCCGCCUUUUCCCACUUUGAAGGAUGGACGUUCUUCCAUGCAUAUUACUUCUGCUUCAUCACACUCACCACCAUUGGUUUUGGAGACUUAGUGGCCCUUCAGAAGAAGGAGGACCUCCAAGAGAAGCCUCCAUAUGUGGCCUUCAGCUUCAUGUACAUUCUGCUUGGGCUGACAGUCAUCGGGGCUUUCCUGAACCUUGUGGUCUUGCGCUUCCUCACCCUGAACACGGAGGAUGAGAGGCGCGAUGCAGAGGAGCGGGCAUCCUUGAGGAGACAGAGGGAUAUGAUCACUCUGACCAUGGGGGAGGAUGGUCAUAGCAGGAGUUCCCUCUUUCUGCCAAUGGAGGAAGGCACCAGCCACACCAACUUGAUCCCAUCAAUGGCCGAGGAGCAGGAGGUCUCCCCAGGGCCACACCCCUCUAAGCCUGAAUCCCGCAUGAGGUCACUCUGCUCCUGCAUGUGCUACCACCUGGGUGCCUGUGACAGCCCCCCUCCUGUGCACCACAAGCAUAUGGGCUGCCAUACCAACUCUGUCUACUACAACUCCAUCUCCUACAGUAUUGAGGGAAGCCUUUGCAGCACCAAAGACAGCACUGCUCUGUCUUCCGCAGUAAGAACCAUGAAUCCUGAACUCCUACAUUUCAGGGACUUUCCUUUUGCACGAAGGAAGUCGAUUUAAUUUGUUCACAUGCACGUACACGUACAAAUCGGAUACUGUAUUUUUCUACGUAACAGCAAUGUUUGCUCAGAGAACAUUAUGUACAAAAUGAUGUAGCACUAUUUACACAGGUUUCCAAUGAUUGACAACAGUACAGUUAUCGGCAACAACCAAUGCUAUUUUACUGCUCAAAGGCAUUGUCAAAGUUCUUGUAAAUGUCAAUGAAAUUAUAUUAUUAUCAUUAUUAUUAAUAAUAGCUAACUUGGUUGCUCCUUUGAUCACGUGGUGAACUACUGCUUGUUUCUUGGCACAGCCACAUGAGAGAUUAAGCUAAUUUUAUAUUAUUAUAAUACCUUGAAAUUAUCCUGAAGCUAAGAAUUGAAACUCUUGAGUGUGGUCAUGUAAACUGCGCAAUAUUCCACAAUCUUGGCAGAGUUUUUGCUUCAAUCAAAGCUCAAUUGAUGGAUGAUAUACAAAUUAUUAUUUUUGAAUGGUCCUUUUGUACCAUUUUACUACAGUGAUUAAUUUAGCCUCAGACACUGACAUGUGGCAGACAGCUUUUGGUGCAGGGGUGCUGCUAGAGAUUUCGGGCCCCAUGAAAACAUAU